This is a messenger RNA of Penaeus chinensis, 1400 nucleotides long. Its product is annotated as WSC domain-containing protein 1-like. The coding region runs from base 4 to 1026 and encodes 340 amino acids. The record is from RefSeq and is a predicted model, not a curated record. Gene Ontology annotation, molecular function: sulfotransferase activity. The transcript is spliced from 6 exons. NCBI's taxonomy places the organism in Eukaryota, Metazoa, Arthropoda, Malacostraca, Decapoda, Penaeidae.
AACAUGGCGCGUCGACGCUUCCCAAAAUUCUUCGUCUUCUUCGCCCUAUUGAUCUGGACCGUCAAAAUCCUCCACUCCAAGAAGGACAAGCUCACGCCCCUGGACCAACGCGUGCAGGAGGUCGUCCUCGAGGGCAAGAAGGCGUGGGAAUUCGAGGAUUACUUGGGCGAGGAGGACGCGGAGGAGGCGAGUGACUAUGGCAGAGGUCGGGACGAAGAUCGAUCUCCCGAAGCUUCAUACAGAGACGUUAAGCUAAACGAGAACGGGACAGCGCGAGUUCUUUGGCCAGACGACGAGGAGGGGAACUGUUCGAGGAUGGACGUGAGAUUCGCCGUCGGGAUGACGAGCAGCAUCCUUCACUCCUUCCCUCGGUCUGGCAACACGUGGGUCCGCUAUCUCCUCGAGGCCGCGUCCGGAGUCUUCACCAGCUCCGUCUACAGCGACAGGACCCUCGUUGCAGCAGGAUACUUGGGCGAGCGACACAAGCUUGGCUGGGGAACAACGCUGGCCACGAAAUCCCACUUUAUCAAACACUUACAGAAGUACAAGAACAUACCCACCGUUACUAUUAUUCGAAAUCCCGCGAGGGUGUUCGUGUCCCUGUGGAGUUACGUGAACCUGAAAGACCGACGGCGAAGGCACGUGGAAAGUGUGGCCGAGUCGAGCCUCCGGACGCAAGAAUUCCACGACUUCAUCCAAUCGAAACUCCGGAAAUGGCUGGACACAACGCUUUUUUCAUUAACCCAGUGCAGAGACGUCCUUCCCGUUUUCUAUGAGUCCGUGCGCGAGGAUCCUAUAGGGGAGACUCGCCGAAUUCUCGAGUUCCUGAAGGUGAAGCCCCAGGAGGAUAGACUCUCUUGCAUGGCGCGUCACGUCAGCGGGAACGUGAAGGGGGCGCAGAAGAGCCUCGAUCCUUACACGGAGGAGGAGAAGGAGCUCUUCCUGCAGGCGCUGAAGAAGGUGAACGAGACUUUGGUACAGAGGGGCUUCCCAACUCUACCGGAUUACUCGAAAUACAAUAGCUAGGAUAAUAUAUAUAUAUAUUUUUUUAGAAAUAAAUUCACAACACCAAAUGAAGAGCCAUUUAUAUACUUAUUUGUCAAUGUGUAUUGCACGAGGGCUUCUGUGAGUGCGCGCGUGUGUGUGUGUGUGCGUUUGCGUGUGCGUCUGCGAGUGCGUGUGUGUGUGUGUGCGUGUGCGUUUCCGUGUGCAUGUGUGUGUGUGUGUGUGUGUGUGUGUAUGUGUGUUAUUGGCUCUGUAGUAACAACCCUAAUCUCUAUCGUUAUGUUUCUGUUCCUCUAGUUACAUUAAUAUUCUGUUCCUAUUUUGUUUUCUUUUAUUCUUUACUCGUAACCUUUAGAUAGUAUUCCAAGUUGACGUCAAAUAUAAAUGGUAUGAGA